AUUUUGUACGCGUAAUUAAAACAGGGCGCAUCCGUUGUGUCGGAACGCUUCUGCUCGAUGCGUGUUAUCACGUAGGUCGGGCCUUGCUGUAAGCGAGAGUAUGGGAAUUUACUGCAUCCAGUAGGCGAACACGCAGUCCAAAAACUCUAGAGCAAUCGGAGUUUGUCUUCAGAUUUCGCACCCUCCUCUCGCCCGCCUUCGUAUAAGACUCGUAUGUAAUCUCCCACCUGUACCAUUUGCGACACCUCCCUCCCGCCUCGCGCAUCAAUCCGCGCUCCUGGAGUCAUUCCCGCCUCUUCUGUCCAGCCUGGCAUAGUCACUUGUGCUCUCUGCGACACAAUGCCACGCGCAGCGACGUCGAAGCGUGCCAAAUCAGGUGCCGUCACCUCUACCUCCACUAUCUCCUUUGACGCGCCUGGGUGCGCCCAGUUCGCGUUCGCACAGAACAUCACGCCCGGGUCGUACAACGACCCAAACCCUUCCUUUGGAUCUGUUCCCGAGUCUUCCCUCUUCCCCUCGUGUGAUGUGCCACCCCGUAAAGUUACCCAUUCGAGGAAGAAGCCGGAGGAUCACGUUCCUCGCCCGCCCAACGCGUUCAUCCUCUUCCGGUCGUCCUUCGUCAAGAGCGACCACGUCUCAUCGAAAGUCGAGACGAACCACAGCACCCUCUCCACGAUCAUCGGGUACACCUGGAACAAGCUUCCGCCCGCCGAGAAGCAGAUCUGGUUCGACAAGGCGAAGGCGCUGCUCGACGAGCACAAGCAGAAGUACCCUGGCUACUCCUUCCGACCGUCAUCGAAGAACGGUACGCCGUACCCGAGGACGAAGAGGAAGGUGCGCGAGGUGGGCCCGAAGGAUACGAAACGAUGCGAGAAGAUCGCCGAGCUGCUGGUUAAGGGGAAGAAGGGCGCGGAGCUUGACGACGCUGUCAGUGAGUUCGAUCACAACCACGUCCCCGAGAUCGUCACACGCUUCGAUGCCCCCGUAACGGCGCGCCACUUCCGGCGAUCGUCGUCCGCCCCUGCCGAUGAACGGCCCAACUCCCCGUUCCUCGUUUCGCUUCCGCCACCUGCCAUCAAGGCCCGCGCUGUCAGUUCGCAACCCGAGCCUUCCUUGGGCUACAGCGCGUCGAUGCCGAGCACGCCGGGCUACGUGACGCCAUCCUUGGUAGGCGAGUACGAAUCCAUGGGCGAGUACGACCCCAUGGGCAAGUACGAAUCUAUGGGAGAAUACGAAUCCAUGAGCGAGUACAGCACUCCAUCCUCUCCUUUCGAGGACACCUCAGUCGAGUACGCGGUGCCCGCCCCGAACCCUGAGAUGGGUUUCGAAUCAUUCUCUUUCAAUACUUGCGCUGCGCCAUCGCCGGUCGAUUCCUGUGACCCGCUCUCGAGUCCAUACGCGGAACAGCAGCCCGACAUCUUCGCACCGCAGCCCCACGUCGCGUACACGAUGCAGCAGCCCGUCUUCCACCACCCCUCCGAUGGCUUGCGCAUCGAUACGAACGUCGCGUGCGAAUGGGCCGGUCCCUCCUCCACGCCGAUGUCGAGUUCGCCCAAUACCCCCAGCCCGUACCCGACCGAGUACAUGCCUGCCGAGGCGACGUACUACGGCGGACAGGUCCCGGGCCAGCUCGACGAACUGCAGGGCUUGCCGGUCGAGAUGUUCCAAAACGACGGCGUCCAGGAGCAGUGGGCCCAUCCGACGGACGGGUACUACUACGACCCGAUGUACGCACAGGGCGUCGCCGCCCACCACGAUCCGGUCUAUCAGAAAUACGCGGAGGUUCCGGAUCAGGUAUACCAGCAGGAGCACCUUUUCGCUAUUGCGCAUUCCUACGCUGCUCACCAUCAUUGAAGUUUCGCGCUACACUCACCAUUUCCCCCUCCCUUACUCUAUCCCCAUCUCUAUCCUCGAAUCGCUGUCUGUUGUCCCGUUAUCUGCCUACUGCACGCCCCUGGCGAGGACGAGCGCAGGCUGUACUGUAUCACUAACUCGGCUGUAAGCCAUCACACUGUAUCUUUACGGUGACGCCUGGAAGGCGUCUGGAUCUCAGGGACUAGGAUAUCACUCUCACCGGACUCUGUGCGCGAAACGCACACCAAGGUUAUUUGCGCGCUACGACGUUAUUUUGUACCAUAGACUUUCCCUGGAGCGGAUGGAAAUAUACCGUCAUUAUUCUGAUUGAAGGCAGCGCGAAUGCUUCGCGUGAGGGACACGAACCUAUCUCCGCCUACGCCCAUAUG
Messenger RNA from Rhodofomes roseus, 2243 nucleotides. RefSeq lists its product as uncharacterized. The coding region runs from base 340 to 1854 and encodes 504 amino acids. Gene Ontology annotation, biological process: regulation of transcription by RNA polymerase II. The transcript has 3 exons. Gene Ontology annotation, cellular component: nucleus. Gene Ontology annotation, molecular function: RNA polymerase II cis-regulatory region sequence-specific DNA binding; DNA-binding transcription factor activity, RNA polymerase II-specific. NCBI's taxonomy places the organism in Eukaryota, Fungi, Basidiomycota, Agaricomycetes, Polyporales, Fomitopsidaceae. The record is from RefSeq and is a predicted model, not a curated record.